CAAUUGGAAUGUUUUCUUUUCGCCAUGUAUUUAUCUUAUUUUCUGCUCUCCUGGUCGGCGUCGUUCCUUAACUUCCGUCUCCGGUACUAUAAUCCGCUUAUCCAGUCCCAGUUUUUCAAUCUGAUAUUUGAAACCCAGUUUUCGUUCAACUCUAUCUCCUCCCAAGUUAGCUCCUUUAACUCCCUUUGUAGUCGGCAAGGUUUAGUUUUGCGAACUCCGAGUAGGAAAUGGAUACCAAAGAUGAGAAAGCGAAGAAGGCUCAGGUGGUGGAAGCUCGGGCCAGAAACAUCAGCCACAAUGUACGGUGCACUGAGUGUGGAAGCCAGUCCAUUGAAGACUCUCAGGCAGAUAUCGCCAUUCUCCUAAGAAAGUUAAUCCGGGAUGAAAUCAGUGCUGGAAAAUCGGACAAAGAGAUAUUUCAGAAGCUCCAGGAUGAGUAUGGGGAGACUGUGCUUUAUGCCCCAAAGUUUGACAUGCAGACAGCGGCCUUGUGGUUGUCACCGGUGAUAGUAGCAGGAGGUGCUGCAGGAAUAUGGGCAUACAAGAAUCACAAGCAAAGGACAAAUGUCUACAUAAUGGCUCUCAACCUUGUUAGAGGUGUCGCUUUGACUCCCAAAGAAAAAGCCGCCAUUCUUGAUGUUCUCACUCCUCCUCCUCGUGCUCCAAGAGUGGAUUCUUGGUGGAGAAGAUGGCUCAGACGUUAAUGCUGCUGCUGCCCUCAUCAGUCUCAUGUUCUUCUAAACAUCAUUCUGUUUUGGAAAAAAAUAGACUAACUGAAUAAUUUGCCAGAUGAUUGUCUGUUAGGUUGAGAGUGGACCAUGUCGGAAGAACAUCCUAUAUAUAUGCUUUGAAUUUUACUCGUUUCUUUUCGUUUCA
This is a messenger RNA of Tarenaya hassleriana, 876 nucleotides long. Its product is annotated as cytochrome c-type biogenesis CcmH-like mitochondrial protein. The transcript has 4 exons. The record is from RefSeq and is a predicted model, not a curated record. Lineage: Eukaryota; Viridiplantae; Streptophyta; Magnoliopsida; Brassicales; Cleomaceae. The coding region runs from base 228 to 704 and encodes 158 amino acids.